AUGGGGAGCAUCAGCACCAGUUCCACCUCCGGCCAGACCGCGCCCAUCCAGAUGACGGGCAAAUCGAAUGCCGCUACGCCAAAGCUGAAUAACGAAGUCGAGAUGGGCAGUCUACCGGGUGAUACGCAGGCCCAGGAGGAGGAUAUCAUGCAGAUCGCUAGGAUAGGAGACGUACCGGCCAUGGAGAAGCUUUUCGAGUCGGGCGAGUACGAUGCGACCUACCAUGACGAUGAGGGUAUCACGCCCCUACAUUGGGCUGCGAUUAACAAUCAAUAUGCGAUGUGCAAAUUCUUGAUCGAACACGGCGCCGAAAUUAACAGAAAGGGCGGAGAAUCCGUAGCAACGGCUCUUCAAUGGGCCGCCCAGCGAUGCCAUUACUAUACCGUCAAUCUGCUCCUCCAGCACGGCGCGGACCCUCUCAUCACCGACGCUCAAGGUUAUAACACGCUUCACAUCUCGACAUUCAACGGCAACGUCCUUCUGAUUGUCCUCCUGCUUCACCAGGGAAUCCCCGUCGACGUUAUCGACACGUUCGGCCACACUGCGCUCAUGUGGGCUGCGUACAAGGGCUUCCCCCAAUGCGUCGAUCUGUUUCUCCGCUGGGGCGCAAGCGUGCAUGCGACGGACGAGCAGGGCUUUACGGCGCUACACUGGGCGCUCGUCAAGGGAAGCCCGGGAUGUAUUCUCAAACUUAUCGAGUACGGCGCCGAUCGAUUCGCAAAGACACAGACGGGUAAGACUCCUGCUGUGACGGCCAACGAGCUUAAUACGGAGGGCGCUUGGCACAGAGCGCUUCGAGAAUGCGGUUUCAACGAGGACGGUCAUCCCGCGGUGCCUCCUUGGCCUGGUGCUAGCUAUUUCUUGAAGGAUAAGAGAGCCUUUGUUACGAGGUUCUUGUUCAUCUGGCCGUUUGUUCUGGUUUGGGGCAUGCUUAUGGCUGUUUCGAGUGCGCCUGUUUAUAUUGGCGUUCCUCUUGGAUUCGCUGUCGUUUACGGUGUUCAGUGGGUUGCUCAGCAAGUACUGGAAUAUGCGCCUCCUGAUAUGCGACACUUUCACAAGACUCCUUGGCUCACUGGUAUCUUUGCGGCUACGCUCUUCUUAACAGGUGUGAAUUGGUUGACGACAGUCCUCUUUGCCACAACACUUGGCGCGAGUGAGGGUCACGGCCACACCUUUCUCAACCUCUUCUUCGGCAUCUUCUUGGGUUUCACCGCGUACUUCUACGUUGCCAGCAUGAGAUACGACCCGGGCUUUGUACCAAAGAUGAACGGAAUUGCGGAACAGAAGGCUGUCAUCGACGGACUUUUGUCGCAGUGGAAAUACGACGAGACCAACUUCUGUGUUACUUGUAUGAUUCAAACGCCGCUUCGAAGCAAACACUGCCGUCGUUGUCAGCGAUGCGUUGCCAAGCAUGAUCACCACUGUCCUUGGGUUUACAACUGUGUCGGCAUUAACAACCACCGACACUUCUUCUUCUACCUUAUCUCGCUGACCUUUGGUAUCAUUUCAUACGACUUUUUACUGUACUACUACUUCGAAACUAUCAGCAGCAACGCUUCGGAUAGCUGCAAUGUCCUCAGCCCGAACCUUUGCAAGUUCAUCAAUGCUGAUUCGUACACGGCGAUCUUGGCCGUUUGGAUCACGCUUCAACUCCUCUGGGUCACCAUGCUUUUGUUUACCCAGUUCAUUCAGGUAGCUCGGGCCAUGACUACAUAUGAGAACAUGUUUGGUGUUAGGGACGGAAGUGCGAUUACCGCUCUCACAUCUACUGGCGCCCCUCUCGACCCCAACCACCCAUCUCUAUCCGCAACAGCAACCCCUGGUGGCCACCAUCACAAGCACAAGGGCGGCAUGCUCAAGUCUUUGAGUCGUACCCUUGGUGUCGACCCCUUUAUCGAGACUAUUACCGGCCGAGGUGCCGUUUCCACCAAGAACAAGCGCAAGAAGAAGAACCCCUACAGCCGAGGCUGCAUUGCCAACUGCAAGGACUUUUGGUGCGAUCCUGCGCCUAUCUUUGGCCAAAGAGAGAACGGAGCUGCUGUGCUUGGUGGCGAGAGGGUUGACUACACGGCCAUGUACGAGAGCCCUGGUCUGAUGCAGUUGACGGGUCGUAGAGAGCGCGGCGGUUACGAGGCCGUUGGAACGGAAGAGGUUUAG
Messenger RNA from Fusarium musae, 2157 nucleotides. It is a transcript of the gene AKR1, whose product is annotated as palmitoyltransferase akr1. Lineage: Eukaryota; Fungi; Ascomycota; Sordariomycetes; Hypocreales; Nectriaceae. The transcript has 3 exons. The record is from RefSeq and is a predicted model, not a curated record. Gene Ontology annotation, biological process: protein palmitoylation. Gene Ontology annotation, cellular component: Golgi membrane. Bases 1 to 2157 code for a protein of 718 amino acids. Gene Ontology annotation, molecular function: palmitoyltransferase activity; protein binding.